This is a messenger RNA of Lachnellula hyalina, 906 nucleotides long. It is a transcript of the gene rps0, whose product is annotated as 40S ribosomal protein. Gene Ontology annotation, cellular component: 90S preribosome; ribosome; cytosolic small ribosomal subunit. Gene Ontology annotation, molecular function: structural constituent of ribosome. The transcript is spliced from 3 exons. NCBI's taxonomy places the organism in Eukaryota, Fungi, Ascomycota, Leotiomycetes, Helotiales, Lachnaceae. The record is from RefSeq and is a predicted model, not a curated record. Bases 1 to 906 code for a protein of 301 amino acids. Gene Ontology annotation, biological process: ribosomal small subunit assembly; cytoplasmic translation.
AUGUCGCCUUCAAACCUCCCCCCAAUCUUCAAUGCGACCUCGCAGGACAUUGAGAUGCUCCUCGCAGCUCAAUCCCACCUCGGAUCCAAGAACUUGCAGGUUCACAUGGAACCCUACCUGUGGAAGACUCGCCCAGAUGGAAUCAACGUUAUCAACAUUGGCAAGACCUGGGAGAAGAUCGUUCUCGCAGCCCGCAUCAUCGCAGCCAUCGACAACCCCGCCGACAUCUGUGUCAUCUCUGCCCGUCCCUACGGCCAGCGUGCUGUCCUGAAGUUCGCCCAUCAUACCGGUGCCGUCGCCAUCGCAGGACGUUUCACCCCUGGUAACUUCACCAACUACAUCACCCGCUCGUUCAAGGAACCGCGUCUGAUCAUCGUCACCGACCCGCGCACCGACGCCCAAGCCAUCAAAGAAGCUUCCUACGUCAACAUUCCCGUCAUUGCCCUCUGUGACACCGACUCGCCCACCGAGUUCGUCGACGUCGCCAUCCCAACCAACAACAAGGGUCGUCACGCCAUCGGACUCGUCUGGUGGAUGUUGGCCCGUGAGGUUCUCCGUCUCCGUGGCUCCAUCGCCAACCGCGAGACAGAGUGGGAUGUCAUGGUUGAUUUGUACUUCUACCGCGACCCUGAGGCCGAGGAGAACAAGGAGGUCGCCGAUGAGGCCAAGGUCCCUGGUGCUGAUGAGGUCGGCCCAGCUGCUAUCGACCAAGGCUUUGGAGGAAAUGCUGACUGGGAGGUCUCUGGUGCCGGUGCCGGUGCUUUCGCUGCUGCCAGCGCUACUACCGCCGCACCAGCUGCUGCUGGCGGUCCUGGAUGGGACGCUGCUGGAGGUGAUGACUGGGCUGCUGCUCCAGCUGCUAGUGCCGAGUGGGGUGCACCUGACGCCAAGGCAUCCGAGUGGUAA